CAGUGGGCAGGUUUGGUAUAUCUAUAAGGGUGGCGACAUAUGGUGUAUUUUAUCUACUUUACGUAAAAUCAUGAAUAAUGGAUUACAUUUAAAUAUUUUAUGUCAAACUCAAUAAAAGUAAUAUUUAAAACACCCACCUAUACAUUUCUUCAUAAAUUGGCAGGCUUGGCGAGUACUACUUCUAAUAAAAAUAGCGUCCAAGUUGCAAGACUAUGUCGCUACCCCCUUAAAUAUACAAGAAUUUCCCACUGGCACCUAUUGUUUGACAGGUCGUUGGAAUGCCUAAUUUUCGAUUUUGUCUCAAGGGUAUGGUUAUGUUUGAUUGUUAUUUUUUUAAUUUCCCAAACAUUUCAAGUUUAAAUAAACUCAAAUUUAUUUUUUAUGAGUAGAAUUAAAACCUCAAACAAUGUCAACCUCUAUGGAAGAUGUGCUUUUGCAAGUGUCGCAGGUUCGGUACAAAAAGGGGGAUGGCACACUCUUUCUUAUGGACCAAAGACUCAUUUGGAUGGUAGAAAAUAAAGAUACUGUGGUAGUAUCGCAUCCUUAUGCUGAUAUAAAAUCACAAAAAAUUUCACCUGAAGGAAAAGCCAAAGUUCAGUUACAAGUUGUUCUUCAUAAUGGCGUUUCUUCUACUUUUCAUUUUACUAAUAAAACAGGGAUUCACGGUCAGUUAGCUGAUAGGGAUAAGGUUAAAGAAAUGCUGCAGACUUUGCUACCAAAGUUUAAGAGAAAAGUAGAUAGAGAGCUGGAAGAAAAGAACAAGCUACUCUCAAGUAAUCCUGCCUUACUACAACUGUAUAAAGACUUGGUUAUGACUGAAGUUGUGACCUCUGAAGAAUUUUGGUCUCAACAUGCUCAACAGUAUACUGAAAAACAAAAACAGCAACCACAAGAAAUUGGUGUUUCUGGAGCAUUUCUUGCAGAUAUCAAGCCCCAAACAGAUGGUUGCAAUGGCCUUAAAUACAACAUUACUCCUGAUAUUAUAGAAUGUAUAUUUAAAACAUAUCCUGCAGUAAAAAAAAAGUAUAUAGACAAUGUCCCAUCUAAACUAAGCGAAUCUCAAUUUUGGACAAAAUUUUUCCAGUCACAUUAUUUCCAUAGGGACCGAAAAUAUGCAGAAAGUAAAGACAUAUUUACAGAAUGUGGUAAGAUUGAUGACCAAGAAAUGAAAAAAGACAUACAGACAGGUGUAGAUGACCCCUUUGUUAAUUUAACUGAGUUUGAAGACAAAACAUUAGAUGAAGGAUAUGGUACUGGAUCUAAUCAAUUACCCGGUCAUAGUGGCACUGUUAGUCAAGCAAUGAUUAAAAGAUUUAAUCAACAUUCAAUAAUGGUUCUAAAAUCAUGUACAACCAAAACAACUGCAACGCCUGCACAACAAAAUGGAACUGAUCCUAAUUUUUCAAAUAUAAAUGGUGAGAACACGAGUGGUGAAUCUACCACUUCAGCUGCAGUGGGUAAAAGAAAGAGACUGUUAGAAAAAAUAACUUAUGAUGAUUUAGAAGAUGUCGAAUCUAAGAAAAAUGCUACAAGUGUUCACUUAAAUUUAUCGAAGAUUGAACGUUAUCUUCAUGGACCAAUGCCAGAUUCUAAUACUGACUAUAUAAAUUCAAGUGAAGCCUCUUCAAUUUUAAGAGGUGUAAUUCAAGAGACUAGACAGUGGAAUAGUAGGUAUCCAGCUACUUCAUUAGUAACCCCUGCUGCUGCUGUAGGAGCGUUAGGAGAACUGUCUCCUGGAGGGGCCCUCAUGCGAGGUUUCCAGGAGCAAUCGCUUGCACAAUUAGUACCCCCUGAUAUAGAAAAAGAGGUUAGGAAUCUCUAUUUAGCCUUAUGUGAGUUACUGAAACAUUUCUGGCGAUGUUUCCCUCCCACAACUUCUACUACAGAGGUCAAGUUAAUCAAAAUGCAUGAGGCAUUGAAUAGGUUUCAUACAGCUAAAUUAAAACCGUUCGAGGAUAAACUAUUAAGGGAACUUUCGCCUCUCUCACAUCACCUUACCAAACAUUUGAAUCAGUUACUGAAUGCAGCAUAUCAAAAGUUCAGUAACUGGCAGAAGAUCAAAAGUCGAUGAAAUCCCAAAACUGCCAAUUUCCAGUAUUUUUUAAUUUGAAGAAGAAAAGAAACAUAGAAAGAAAUAGCAAUACGAAACAAGUUUACAGUACCUUUUAAUUUUUUAUAUAGUUCUCAGUUAUUUCUU
Molecule: messenger RNA, 2197 nt
Organism: Psylliodes chrysocephalus
Lineage: Eukaryota; Metazoa; Arthropoda; Insecta; Coleoptera; Chrysomelidae
Source: the annotation of a GenBank genome assembly